Messenger RNA from Myxocyprinus asiaticus (Chinese sucker), 2343 nucleotides. RefSeq lists its product as uncharacterized. Lineage: Eukaryota; Metazoa; Chordata; Actinopteri; Cypriniformes; Catostomidae. Gene Ontology annotation, biological process: positive regulation of hippo signaling. Gene Ontology annotation, cellular component: plasma membrane; cell junction. The record is from RefSeq and is a predicted model, not a curated record. The coding region runs from base 128 to 895 and encodes 255 amino acids. The transcript has 7 exons.
GUGCUCUCCCUCCUCCCCCCUUGAUGUGCGUGUAUUGAUGCAGGAUCACGGCUGGUCUCAAGGGUGUAGCUCAGACACUGCAGUGGAAGGUAGGGCUUGGCUGCUGCACUAUACAAUGCGCUGAAAGAUGGUACACCAGGAGAAAUGUGUUUACCAGGCCCAGAGGAAUGAGAGGGAGUCCAUUAGACAGAAACUGGCCCUUGGCAGUUUCUAUGACGACGGACCGGUUACCUUUACUGGCUGCAGCAAGAGCUGCCUGUCCUCACGGCUUCAGAAUGGGGUGAACCUACAGAUGUGCUUUGUGAAUGACAGCAGCAGUGACAGGGACAGCGAUGCAGAGGACAGCAGAACAGAAACCAGCCUGGACACCCCAUUGUCUCCUAUGAGCAAGCAGAGUUCUUCUCUGUCUGAUCGGGACACAGGUGAGGAAGAUCUCGACUCGGAGGAUUCUGAAUUCUGGCGGCUUCAGCGACGUCUGCAGGAGGAGGCCCGUGUGGCUCUGGCUUUGGCCCGUCCAAUGGCCCGAAUGCAAGUGGAGGUGGAAAGACAGAUUCAGCUACACCGCAGAUCCCCUGUGGCAGACCUGUUGCCUCAUCUGCCACACAUCAGUGAGAGUCUACUGAAGAGAAAUUUGAGGCCUGUGGACCUGAGAGACAUGAAUCUCGGCCAGUUACAGGUCAUCACCAAUGAUCUGCACUCUCAGAUACAAGGUCUGAAUGAGGAGCUGGUGCAGCUGUUGCUUAUGAGAGAUGAACUGCACAUGGAGCAGGAUGCCAUGCUGGUAGAUGUGGAGGAUCUAACCAGGCAUGCACAUAGUCAGCAGAGGCAUAUGAUGGAGAAAUCUCUGGCCAAAGGCAAAGGAGCUUGCCACACUCGCUGUGAUUCUCCAUACUGAGGCAAACAGUAACCAGCACAGGGGCCAACCACUUGUGUUUCACUAUGUGAUGAAGCAGCGUACUCACUAGAUUCUCUUUUCAGUCCAACUAGAUGUGUGUGUUAUUGCCUAUGUUAAAAGCUUUGUGUGGAUGUAUGUUAAUUAUACAUGCUAUAAGUGUUCAUGCAUGCCCGCACCUUAGCUGAGGGUCACACACUCACUUUUCAGAAUAACUGUUGAUCAUACAUAAUGUAUAAAUUAGGGAGGAACAUAAAGAAUCAUGUGACAUGGAUCUAUCAAUGGGAUUUCAUUUCACAGGUUGUAACUUUCCCUGUGAUUUCAGUACUGUUCUAUCUGGUCACUCUGUAUGGACCAUCAUAGUUGCACUCAGAAAAUAACAUAUUAACACUAUCUGUCAACUAGUUAACUGCUUCUCUGUGCAGAUUAUUGCUGGAUUUGCUUAUUAACCUGCAAUUUCCCUCCCUGGGAAUAAAUGAAGUUUACUCUGACACAGUUUUUGCACUUGCUAAUGUGCUGUGUAUGGAGCUACCCUACCUAAAAUAAGGAAAACAUAACUAAAACUUUUGAAAGGUUUGAAUGGAAUCUAAAUUUUAUUAAGUUGAUGUGAACAUUGUAGUUUUUCCAUUAUUAUUGGUAAGAAGCUGCCUUGUGUGGUGGCAACUGAUUCCUAUGUUCACAGUGAACUAUUAUGUCAGUCUUUUAAGAAUGUUAAAAUGUUACUUACUUUUUCAUCCAAAUAUGACAUUUCCUGUUUCACAGAAAUGUAAAAGUAAAUUAUAAACUAAUAAAUUACUUAACAUGGGCCAGUAUGACUUUUUAUUGUUGUAAUCUUCUGCAGUUGGGUAGUUGACAUAACAUGCCCAUGGUGUGUGUGUGUGUAUAUAUAUAUAUAUAUAUAUAAUUACUAUGCACACAGGUUUUAACUUAUAUUAAUUAUGUAUGUAUAUAUAUAUAAUCAACAAGAUUUUAAGUAAAAAGUUAUAUGAAUAUAUAAAAGAAUGCGUAUACUGUAUCUUAAAUCCUGUGACUGAUCACCAUUUCUUUUAAGUUUUCCACCAUAUACAUUUAUUUUUUUCUAUAUUUCAUUUAUUUAUUUUUACAUUAACUAGUUCAUUUUAAAUGGUCAUGAAAAUGCCUUUUAAUGUAAUCUCUCAAUUAAUAUAAGUUAAAACCUGCGCGCAUAGUAAUUAUUAAAAAGUUAUGAAAAUGCUGUUUAAAAUAGUUUUACAUGAAGUAUGGCAUGUUACAAUGAAGGACAUAUCAACUUCCCAAAAGUAUUUCAUGUCAACUACCCACUUACUGCCUAAAUACUCAUUUAGUGCAGUCACAAGGCAUAACAAUUGAAUCAAAAACAAUUUCAAUUUUAUCAUUCAACACUGUGGUUUGUAUUAGGCCAGUCCCAAAAGUGAAAGAAAAUUAAAAGCAAUAAAUAAAAAAUAAUAGUUUAA